AUCCAUAAGCUCAAUAUGGGACCGCUGAUUGGCCAUUCCAUUCCACUGGCUGAUUACAUCCGUUCUGAUGCAUAUACACCAGGAGGAGUGUCUGCAGCCAGCGUCGUAACAGGUCUUUAUUACGCCCUGUGCCAGCCACGCCCCAAGCGCAUGCAGAGAGGCGGAGCCACCAAUGUCGGGAAUUAUUACACACCCCCGAGGUUGCCCCGGGCAGCUGUAAGAGCAGCAGUGUGCACAUCUGGAGGUUCCAGAAGACGGCCGUGCAGGCCCCGUAUGCAGGUGCAGGCCCCGUAUGCAGGUGCAGGCCCCGUAUGCAGGAAAGCCGAGGAGUUCCUGCGCCUGUCCCAGAUGAAGUGCAGCGGACUCUCCGCCCUGACCACCGCCACCAGUAACGCCGUCAUGUGUCUCCAGCUUGCAGCCGCCUCACUGAAUCAACCUGUUGACAAGGAUUAUCUGGUCCGGCUGUCGGGACUGAAUAAGAAAGUGUAUCACAGCUGUCUGAAGUCAUUUGAGUGCUUGCUGGGAGUGGAUUCUAAGUUGGGCCUCAGGGACCUGGCAGUACAACAUGGCUGCCUGGAGGCAGUGAACACAGCGUCCAGAAUCCUGAACAGGUAUGAGUCCAGCCUCACCCAGGCCCAGCAGGAAGACCUGGAUUUAUCCAAACCUUUGUUUAUCGCCGCCUCCCUGUACGCAGCAUGCAGGUGCCUGAAAGUGAAAGUGGAGAAGACAAAGUUUCUGGCGACAUCUGGUGUGAAGAAAGGGAUCUUUGAGCGUCUGUGCCUUCAGUUGGAGAAGAUUGGCGCGCAGAUCUGCCAGGAAGCUGCAACCGUCACACAGCAGCCGCGGAAAAGGCAGAAGACGCUGCUGGAAUGUGUAGAUCAGGAGCCUGAAUCCGAGGAGGAUGAGGUCCCCCGUAAACAAGCGUGCUCCGAGCCGGCCACCAAGGAGAGAGACUAUGAGGAGUGGAAGAGAAAAAUCUUGGAGAAUGCAGCCAAAACCGGCAACCCGGAAUAACCUCCACGUGGCUGGAUGCACUUUGCAGCGUUUUAUUCCCUGCCACGGAAUGGACAUAACACUGCGAUGAUCUCUGUUACUGCAUAAACUGACCAUGGUUGGCACGAAGGCGUUUGGUUAUGAUGAUGCUGUGCAGGACUUCAGUACAUCUGCCAUGCACCACAGUACAGCCCAAAUCCUCCCUUAAUUCUCGGUAUGGCUGUGAUUUAUUUUAUUUUUAGGCUAUUUUACUCCCUAAUGCAAUUACUGGCUAGUAUGUUUUGGUUCUAGGAUAGAUUGUGUAUAUACCGAUGUGUCCUCUUACAUCUUUGCUCCGUGCGAUACAAAUUGCAUUACACACAACGCGUGAGUGCCGCGCGACUCUGUAGCGGUGAGUGUCUUCUUUUUUUUAUUUUCUCCUUUUUUUUAUUUUAUUUAUUUAUUUAUUUAUUUUUCUUUUUUUCGGAACUGCAUCUUAGACGCAAAGUAAUGUAAUAGGACGCAAAAGCAGCUUCUGAUUACAAUGAUAUGCAGCAUGCCUAUAACCUGUGUGAGACUGCGACUGUAUUUGCGUACUAAAUGCUCUGCAACGUGGCGUUUUGGAUGUAGAUAGAGCCUCAAUUACACACACAAUAUAGGCACGCCGCAUAUACUUUUCGGCAGAAGCUGCUUGUGCGUCCUAUUACAUUACUUUGUGUCUAAGACUCAUUUUUGCGGGGAACCCCCCCCCCCCCCCCCCUACAAAAAGAUGCUCAGCGCUACAGCGUCCCUCCAUGACAUGGCGUGACUUCAAAGUCUGUUUAGCACGGAUGUAUGAGGACAUAUCUGUGGAAUAUUUACCAUUCUUGCUACAGAUUACCGUAGAGUUGGUGUUUCCCGAUUUUAAAAUGAGGAAAAUACAGAUGUUCUGAUGCCUAAACGUGGUUACAUAUAUAGUCUACAAGAGUUCCGUUCAUGUUGGAUAAAGUUUGUGGUGACAUGGUGAACCAAUGAUUAUCCACUCAGUACGGACCAAUACCACCUUUUUAUUGGUUGGUCAGUACCUUUAAUGAUGUUGGCGACUCUUAGGGCAUUGAUCCAAUAUGAGAUCGGCCCCGCCAAAACCAAAAAAAAGUCCUAUUGUGUUCUUAUUUUAUUUUCCCUCGCACAGUAGCGCGUCUUAGAGCAAUCUGUGCCCCGACGGUGAAGCCAUGGCGGUGUAUCUUCCUCUAGUGCCGGUCUGUCCUGCGCCUGCACAGCCAUGAUUAUUGCUGUGCAUUUAAUUUAUAGCGAGAAGUUUACCAGUUUAUUUUAUUAACGUUAAAUGUUUUUACUGUGUUCAUUUGUUCUAUUUUGUAAAAUAAACCGAGGAGCUGUGUCCUUUUCUAAUCCGA
This is a messenger RNA of Pseudophryne corroboree (corroboree frog), 2366 nucleotides long. It is a transcript of the gene ORC6, whose product is annotated as origin recognition complex subunit 6. Bases 16 to 1014 code for a protein of 332 amino acids. Gene Ontology annotation, molecular function: DNA binding. The transcript has 7 exons. The record is from RefSeq and is a predicted model, not a curated record. Gene Ontology annotation, biological process: DNA replication; DNA replication initiation. Lineage: Eukaryota; Metazoa; Chordata; Amphibia; Anura; Myobatrachidae. Gene Ontology annotation, cellular component: nuclear origin of replication recognition complex.